Messenger RNA from Eufriesea mexicana, 1209 nucleotides. RefSeq names its product homeobox protein Hox-D3. The transcript has 2 exons. Gene Ontology annotation, molecular function: RNA polymerase II cis-regulatory region sequence-specific DNA binding; DNA-binding transcription factor activity, RNA polymerase II-specific. The record is from RefSeq and is a predicted model, not a curated record. Gene Ontology annotation, biological process: regulation of transcription by RNA polymerase II. Bases 1 to 1209 code for a protein of 402 amino acids. Gene Ontology annotation, cellular component: nucleus. Lineage: Eukaryota; Metazoa; Arthropoda; Insecta; Hymenoptera; Apidae.
AUGACAGUUGACUUCGUUAAGAACACCCAUAGUCGAGCAUUAACCAAACCCAUGAAGGACACCAGCUUCCCUCUGUCGCCUGUGAGUGUCGGAUCCUCGGUUUCCACGACCAGCUGGAAUGGAUAUGGAUAUCGAAACGGCGGAAACAUGGUGUGCAACGAGCAGCUGGAAUAUUCGUGGAAUAUCGACAGGAACGAGAAGCGGAUAAACGGGAAACAACAGAGAGCAUCGUUCACGGAAGUUGGGAAGAGCGAAGAGCAUAUUGGACAGAAGGAGGAGCAGCGAUCAAACGUUAACGUGGAUAUGAACCAAUCCUCGGGUCAAGGGUCUCAGAAAAAGCAGACGAACGGUAAACGUUCCCGCACAGCGUACUCGAGCGUGCAACUGGUGGAGCUGGAGAAAGAGUUUAACUGCGGACGUUACCUGUGUCGUCCACGUCGAAUCGAAAUGGCGUCGGCGCUGUGCCUCACGGAGCGGCAGAUCAAGAUCUGGUUCCAGAAUCGCCGGAUGAAAUACAAGAAGGAGCAGAUAUCAAAAGCUGGCGGCUCGAGCAAGCCUGCGAGCGUUAAGAGCGCCUCUCCUGACAAAAAACCGGAAACCACAUCCCCUUCGAAUACCCGGCUAAAUUGGACCGUCCAGGGCACCACGCAACCUCAGAACUCCUUGUCGAAUCAGAACGUGAACAAUAUUUCGUACUCCUAUCCGACGAACGCUCAGAGCGUCACGCAAACGCUGCCAGGACUCCCCUGCGCCACCUACAACAGCGUCCAAUAUGGCGGACAGCAGAGCUACGCGCCUCAGGAGCAGCCAUUUCUCCUCGAGCAACGGCGUCCUCAUCUCUACCAGGGACAACAGGAUCAAACUAUCAACCAGUACCCUCAACAACAGCCUUGCAAUUAUUUCCAGCAACCCUGGGACGAGUUUCAGGGUUCUCGUCAGGCAGACGGCUACGUGUACAACUCCUACGCUCUGUCCUCGAAUUCUUCAGCGUUCACGGACAAUAAUUCUCAAGUAUACAAACCGAACUUGGAAACCAACGCGCAAGAGAAUUCGACCAAUUUGUCGUUGUUCACGGAUCUGAAUUGUUGGAUGAACGAGAAUGCUUGCGAGCUCAGUACCAACACUCUGAACAAGAGUCUGGACGAGGUUAUCCGUAACAGCGUCUGUCUAGAUUUCCAGGAACUGCCGUCAGAUCUGAUGAGUUUGUGA